CACACUGAUAACCCAUUCACUAAUCAUUAGUUACGAACAUGAAGUUAUUGUUUAUUUAAAAAUAAUGGAAAAUCCUAGAGUCCCCGAUACCAACCAAGUAGAAAGAGGUGACAACAGAGUAGAAGACCUACACCUUGACAGGGUUGUAGCUUCGCAGCCUGAAAUCGGUCCUACGCCCCCUGACGGCGGGUAUGGGUGGCUUAUUGUAGUGACCGCGGUCAUUUAUCACAUCACAGUACCAGCUCUGUUAUCACUAUAUGGGUUGAUUAUUCUGAAAGGUAUCCGAGAAGAAGACCAUGAAGAAAAUGAGCUGAUGAGACUAUGGGACGUCGACAUCGCCCUGGUGCCAGUGAUCAUGGUGGUCAUAAGGCUGCUGUUGGAAUCGUGGUGCCGUGCUGUGGUGAAAAUAUUCAACAUGCCCAGGUUUAUGGCCCUGGCUGGUCUUUGCAUGACAGUGGCCGGCGUCCUGCUAUCCAGCUACUCCACAGAUGCGGAUACCAAUGAUCACAUCAUCAAUAUAUUCUCAGGAAUAUUUCUGGGCAUCGGAUGUGCUUUAACCGGUCAACAGACUGAAGUCAUCAUAACACACUUCUUCAGAGACAAAUUGACGAUGGCUCAAAGAAUAGUACGCAUGGCACCUUCUGUCGGAAACUGCGUGAUUCCUAUCCUAAUUGGUUACUUAUGCACAAUUUACACAGGAGACGUUGUCGUCAUGAUUUACGGAGCUAUUAUUAUGCAAAACUGUGUUUUCUUAGCUUCAUACACUCGACCAGUUUACAUAGAAAAAGUAAUUCGGAGCACUUACAACAUGUUAAGAGACGCGAUGGAAGAUGACGAUGAAGUUAUAUUUUCUAAUCAAAGACGCAACGCUGAAGAGAGAGAACGAGCUCAAAGAGCCGCUGAAACAGAGGAGCCAGUUCCCAGAACAACACAAGAUGAAGACGCGGCGGAUGUCGUUGUCUUUAAAUCUAGAAGGAAUGCUAAAGAAAUUCUAGAUCCAUCGAUGCAAAAUAGAGAAAACGGCAACCAAUCCCGUUUUUCUUCAGACUUCGGUUCGAUGUUCGAUGGUGCUAAUUCAAAUAGAUUCUCGUCAAAUUUUGCAGACUCAUCUAGCAGAUUCUCAUCUGAUUUUGGGGCUUUGGAUAUAGCUGAUUAUGGGAGGGUUAGUGGCUAUCAGGAACUCGAGAGUAUAGACAGAGAUGGUCAGGUUCCUCAGCCCUUGUACAGAGAGACUACAGUGAACGCUCCACAAGCCGUUGUGUUUGCGGACGAGAUGACUCCGGGAACAGCGAGAAGAACGGCGUCACUGAAGAAGAACUUCAUUACAAUCACAAAUAUGCUUUUGGAUAUAAAUUUCUAUUUGUACGCAUUACUACAUUUAUGCACGACAUUUUCGAUUCUUGUACUUGGAGUGGUGUUCCCGCCUCUUAUUUGGGAACAGAACCCUUCAAUGAAUAUUUGGCAGGUGUCCACAUUAAUCGCAGUGGCACACGGGUCAGCGCUGUGUUUCAUAAUGCUGUGCAUCGUGCUGCCUAAAUCGAUCAACGAAAAGGAGAGACUGUGUGCCGCUUUCUGUGUGGCUGGGGCUAUUGGCUUCUAUGGAAUAACACUGACCAGCGGCAAGAGCCUGCUGGUAGUGUGGUGCAUGCUCGCCAGUUUCGCCACCGCAGCAUCCAGCAUACUCCAACAGCCUUUAUACAACAGCACACUAAACGAAUUCGACACAACAGCCACAAUGACAGCGUCAAACGCGAUAGUCGCCAUCUUUAUUAUGAUUUGGUCCCUCACACACAAUUACGAGUACAAGACUUGUUUCUUGACAGCCAGCGUGCUGCAGACUGUUACUGCUUGUAUGUUCUUUGCGCUGUCUUUUAGGAGGCGAAGGUAGAUUCAGGGUUCUUAGAAUUACUAUGUAAUUAGAGGUUUUAGAUUAGGAAAUACGAAAUAAUUCUAGAGUAAGCCACAAAAAGCAGCUCCUCAUAUUAGGGGUAGUUACUCCAAAUAAAACUAAAACUUGUGCUCCAUUAUACAAUAGAAAGUAUGACAUUUUUUUAUAUGUGGAAACAUACAAGUUUGGUACAAAAUGGGGUAUUUCACAUUUUACACAAUAAGGUAAAGGCAAAAUGUGUAAAAUACAUAUCUACUCCAAAGUGAAAUAUAGGGUGCACUACCUUCUGCUAUGUAAUACUUUACCAAUUUCCAAGACUAUGCUAAACCACAAUAAGUAUUAUGGAAAUAUAAAUAUAUAUACUAGCGUAAUAUAAUUUAAUUGUAAGUAAAUAAUAUAUUGAUUUAUGACACGAUUUAAUUGUAAUAAAAAUACAUAAACUUUU
Manduca sexta (tobacco hornworm) is the source of this 2333-nucleotide messenger RNA. RefSeq lists its product as uncharacterized. Gene Ontology annotation, molecular function: monocarboxylic acid transmembrane transporter activity. Bases 65 to 1888 code for a protein of 607 amino acids. The record is from RefSeq and is a predicted model, not a curated record. Gene Ontology annotation, biological process: monocarboxylic acid transport. NCBI's taxonomy places the organism in Eukaryota, Metazoa, Arthropoda, Insecta, Lepidoptera, Sphingidae. The transcript is spliced from 4 exons.